AUGUCGGCCUCUAUGCCCUCUAGCUAUCGCUCCCUCAAUCUACCAAACUCCCUGCCCCCGCUAAAUCAGUCGUGCGAGAGUUGUAGGGCGCUCAAAGUACGCUGUCUGCCGGAUCCCAACGUCCCGCGUCAAUGUCAGCGCUGUACCCGCACGAGAAGAACCUGCGUAUUUGCCCGCACGCUCCGGCGACAGCCACGGAAGAAGACUGGCUCACGAGUGGCCCAGUUGGAAAGGGACGUGCGAGAUUUGCGCUCCCUGUUACAUGACCAGAUCCGACCGGAUUCAGACCGCGGGGAAGAGGCAGAUGAUUCCGCUGCCGCUCCCGCAGUUACUGACCCUCCGGGGGCGUCUGGCCACGACGUAGCGUCCUUGCCCGCCCUCUCAUUAUCUACGCGCAUCGAGCCCCCUAGUGUCCACAAUGUCUCUGCUCAGAGUGACUCAGAUCAGCAUGCUUGGAAUCCUGCUACCGAGCCUGCUCCUGACAACAGUAGCCUGACCCCGAUGCAGUCGCCAGCUGGCUCUGGGGACGUGGUUGAUCGCGGCAUCGUAUCGCUUGACAUGGCGCAAACAUUGGUCUCAUUCUUCAUCAACGAACAGAUGCAACUCUACCCUAUGGUUGUGCUGCCAUCAAACACAACUGCGGAAUCGUUGCGCAGAACGAGCCCGGUGCUUUUCCUGUCUAUUCUAGCUGCUGCCUCAUUGACCUUAGAUCCUCACCUGGCGGAGACUUUGAAUGAGGAGAUGCUCAAGGUAUAUGCAGAACGUUUUUUCCUCAGGCAGGAAAAGUCACUGGAGCUGAUUCAAUCAAUCCUCUUGAUGCUUAUCUUUUACUUUCCCCCAAAGUCACGUUUGCAGGGUCAAUAUUACCAAUAUACACACAUUGCGACCACCAUGACUCUAGAGCUUGGUAUAGCAGCUGGACCAGCGGGACGAAAAAAUUACCGCUGUCAUGGCGGAUAUGGUGAUUUACCAGCUUUCAUCCAUAGUGCCCAGGCGCGUGCCGUACUGGGCUGCUAUCACUUCGCGUCCAACAUAGGGAUUCGAACGCAUCGACCGAAUAUGCUCCGUUUCAAUGAUGUGAUAGACGGGUACAUACACCACCUGAGAGAAUCUACAAUCGCCCUAGAUCAGCAACUAGCAACAUGGUUUGGCCUUCAGCGGAUCGUUGACGAUACACUAUCCUCACUGGGCCACGACGAUACCCUAGUGGAUGUUUCCCUUCGUGAGUCGCAGAUGCUUCCAAUCCUGAAUUGGUUCGAUUCUCGAAUGCUUCAUUGGAAGAGGACGACCCCGAAAAACAUGCUCACAACAUGGGUGAACCUGGAAUAUCACCACAUGUACCUCGCCAUCUACGAACUUGCCGCUGGUGAAAGCUACCGCGACCCCGACGCUCCAACCCGCAAAUACUACACCCUCCCACCCUUAGAAGGGGACAUGGAAAGACACAAAGCAAACGCACCUAUAACGGCUGCACGGGUCCAUAUAAUAACGAAGUGGCUGCUGGCCUCCCACCAGAUGCUAGACGCCUUCUUAGAAUGCGACACCUCUACCUUGCGCAAGCUACCUAACAUGACCUACACGCGAAUGAUCCUGGGCAUCUCAUCCCUACUUCGGAUAUACCACACGGCCCAAUUCGGCCCUCUAGGUGAAGUGGUCUCUUCCCAGAUGAUGGACGUUGACGGUUACCUGGACCGCGUCGGACAAGCUCUAUUACGAGCGAGUGGAGAGCAGAAGUACCGCGUCCCGAGCAAAUGGUAUCACGUUGUUGCGAUCAAAAAUAGAGAGUGGUUUGAACAGAUCCAGAAACGGAUAAUUGCUCGCCCGAGUGAUACACAUACCUAUCUACGCGGCGGAGUUCCUCCACCAGCGUCGGGUGUCCCCAUGUUGGACCCUCACCGUGGCCCAGGCUCAGCUGCCAUACUACCCUCGCUCGGGAGUGGCAUGGCGGGUCCCGCAUAUGCUGAACCGUGGUAUGUAGACGAUGCCGCGGGAAGGGUUGAUCCGUCACGGCCCUUCCCUGCUGUGAACGCACCAGUCUUGUAUAUGGGACAGAUGCAGCCAGUAGAAGGGGAUAUCGGGGAGAGCACUUUUCCAUUACCAGUGGGUGACGAACCGUGGCGGUUGAAUGAGUCGAUGCAAGAUAGCGUGCCAUUCCCAUAUUGAUGCCGGCAUGUCUUACAUUUGGCCUAAACGGUCUAAAGGUUGAUGCCAAUGACUUACCCAAUAUGACCUGUAAAUACAUGACUGCUACAAUAACAAGGACGAGUCUGGUGCGAGC
Messenger RNA from Aspergillus eucalypticola CBS 122712, 2278 nucleotides. RefSeq names its product Zn(II)2Cys6 transcription factor. Gene Ontology annotation, molecular function: DNA-binding transcription factor activity, RNA polymerase II-specific; zinc ion binding; transcription cis-regulatory region binding. Bases 1 to 2163 code for a protein of 720 amino acids. Gene Ontology annotation, cellular component: nucleus. The record is from RefSeq and is a predicted model, not a curated record. The transcript has 3 exons. Gene Ontology annotation, biological process: DNA-templated transcription; regulation of DNA-templated transcription. NCBI's taxonomy places the organism in Eukaryota, Fungi, Ascomycota, Eurotiomycetes, Eurotiales, Aspergillaceae.